Molecule: messenger RNA, 609 nt
Organism: Drosophila subobscura
Lineage: Eukaryota; Metazoa; Arthropoda; Insecta; Diptera; Drosophilidae
Product: putative F-box protein At1g47300
Exons: 2
Coding region: 42-509 (155 amino acids)
Source: RefSeq, a predicted model, not a curated record
GACAACUCAGCUCAUCACAAGCAUUGACAACAUUCCUCGCAAUGGAUUUUAUGCAAGAUGAAUUGUUUUUUGACACACUUCUGCUAGAUCCGAUUUUCAGAAUGAUUCCACAAAUUGUAAAAUUGAUUUAUUACUAUUUCCGACCGGUACCGGCAUCACCUAUUGAUUAUCUCGGUGAUAACUUGCUCACGAGACCCCCCACUCUUUGGCCCUUUUUCUUGGCGUUGCUCCUGGUGGCUCUCACUUGCACUGUUUUUAAGUUGGUCUAUGGCCAGGAAAUAAUCAAUUUGGGAAGACGACUCCACGAUUGGGAUGUUCUGCGAGAACGGGAACAUAUCCAGUUGGAGCUGCAGGAGGACGAGAUGGAUGACCAGGAGGACGAGGAGGACGAGGAGGACGAGGAGGACGAGGAGGACGAGGAGGAGGACUUCGAAGAGGAGGGGGACUUCGAAGAGGAGGAGGACUUCGAAGAGGAGGAGGAAGGCGGUUCAGAGGAUGGAGCAGACUGAUGCCCUGCACGAACUUUCUCUUGCUUAAAAUCUUCAAAAAGUUAUUUGUUUUUUUGUUGAAUAUUGUUCGAAAUGUACAGGUCCCAUUUUGGCAUUAAUC